Molecule: messenger RNA, 1752 nt
Organism: Danaus chrysippus (African queen)
Lineage: Eukaryota; Metazoa; Arthropoda; Insecta; Lepidoptera; Nymphalidae
Source: the annotation of a GenBank genome assembly
CUGGGUACCAAAACGGUGGAGAGGUUCUUAAACCUUGCCGACGACCACUUCGUCGAAGAUGUCAGCGAAGACUUAAAAUGUUUUCUUGCCGAAAAAAAAGUUGACAGUGUGUUAGUAUUUCCUCCUGUAAGUAACUACCGUCGUUUCCUGAUCCAUCGUUGUGUCGAGGAACUCGCUCUUCCUGAACUAGCAACCUUCUCCAUCGGUGCCAAUAAUGAAAGACGGACUGUCGUCUGUUUCAGGGAACAGCUAUUAAGUGAUGAAGCUUGCGCAAGACCUAACAUGGGCCUGACACAGGAGAGAAACGAUGGAGGACAGCCGAUCAACGCCGAGUGCAAGGCGCGGGCGCAGCCUCAGGAAAAGAUCAGAUCCGGAUCAACUAAACCGCGUCGACCAGACAGGGCUGUGUACGUACCUAGAGCGUUGAGGUCCAACGAGAACACAGAAGACAAAGAUAAGAAGAAUAUUGAUGCAAAGUGCCCAAAAUCACCAGCAGAAAAAUCUGGCCAGGCUACACCGAAAAGAUCUCAAGAUAAACAAUUCUGUAACGUCUAUACACCACCUCAUCUAAGGAAUCAAAGAUCUCAAAACACAAGCCAAGCGACCAACGAUACUAAAUCCGUGCCUUCAGUGCCAAUUAGUGAUAGUGCAAUACAUUUAAGUGAUAAUAUAUAUAACUAUACAGAUGAUAGCAGUUUUUAUAUCGGAGAUUAUUUUACUAACGGUCAGUUAGGUCUGUAUAAACCUGGAUUGUACGACUACGGUACGACCAAUUACGAGGAUAGUUGGAGAUCAAAUGAUUCAGACGAAGUGAAUAUGGCGGUACAAGAUAAUCAGCAUAAUGUUAUAAAUAAUGAAUAUAUAUACAGCAAAGACGAAGAUGUUGAGGAGAAAGAGUUGAAAAGAGCAUCGCAAGAGAUUAAUAGAAGCAGUAAGAGAAUUAUAAAGCAGAGUUUCGAUUCUGAUGUCCUAGUUAUAUCUGAUCCGAUAGAAGAAGAUGCUAGUCCAAAGAAGAAUAGUCAGAGUGAUGUAGAAGUUUUAGAGAGUAAAGAACCAGAAAAAAAGAAAUGUAAACCUAAAUUGGAAGCUAAAGUUUCUUUGAAACGAGAGGAAAAUGAUUGGGAUGCUGUUUUUGAUGAGAGCGGUGAAUGCCUUGACCCUUCAUUACUCGAAGAACUAACAUCCACAGUGGGCAAAGUCCAUAUAAGCAAGACUAAGAAUAAUUACGACCAGUACCAAACUAAAGGUCAAGCGUUAUUUAAUGGACCUUACGACGAAACUUUCGGUCAUGUGGUUGAAGUGUACGAUUUCCCGAGUGAGUUUAAAACGAACGAUUUCCUGUCAUUGUUCAGUGAAUACAAAGAUACUGGUUUUGAAAUUAAAUGGGUUGACGACACGCACGCGCUUAUUGUGUUCAGCAGCGCCAAAAUUGCUGCAGAGGUACUUUCAAUCCAGCGUUCGUUGGUCAAGUGUCGCCCUUUGCACGCCGCUACUAUCGAAUCUAGGAACAAGGCGAAAAAAUGCGCGGAAUUCCUGCAACCUUAUCGCCAACGUCCAGAGACAUGCACAGCGCUCGCCAGACGUCUAGUCUCCGGCGCGCUCGGCGUCAAACUGAGUACAGCGAGGCAGGAACGAGCCGAGGAGAGGAGACUCAUCACACUGGCUAGAGAGAAGAAGCGUCAAGCGGCCUUACACAAGGAGGCGGCCUGGGACGGCUCGCUCGCUGACCGCUGUGGGGGCGCGGCGCCAUGA